CCGCGCGCCCAUUCCGCCGCGAACAGCCGGCCGCUGCGCACGUCAUUUUCCGUCAUGCUCGACCACGCGCGCCACUACGAGCAAAACAUGUGCGAGCUAUACCUCGCGCCCGCGCCGCCCGCGCCCGAGCGCCUCGAUGCAUUCCAGGUGUUCCGCAAGAGCAACACCACCCCCUACGUUUACGGCACCUACUACAACCACUACGACGCGUUCGCCGAGCCCGACGUCGAUGCCGCUGCCAACGUCUACCACAACCUGCUUAACUCGCGCGACUACCAUCGCGAUGACUGGAAGUACAAGAGCAUGGCCGAGUGGACCGAGGACGACACGCUCUCUUGGGUCGUGGACGCGGCCGCUGCGGCCCAGGGGCUCGGUUUCUGCGAGUACGACAUUCCCUUCUGCAACUUCAGGAUCCCCGGCGUCGAGCUGCGCGGCCUGAAGCGCGAGGACAUCGUGCAAAAAAUGGCGCACCUCAACAUCGACGCCGCCGUCUCGCGCAGGAUCGGAGACGUGGUUUAUGAAAAGCUGCAGGCGCGCGUUCACGAGGAGAUAAUGCGCCACUCGGGAGUGUACCGAGACACGGAGGGCGAGACGUAUGCCAGCCCCGAGACAGCGCAAACGAUGCUCGACCUGGACUCGCUGGACCACAAGAACCGGCUGUAUGCACUCGAUUACCGCGCGGCUGACGCGGCACUGCGUCUACCCUGCGACUCCAGCGACGACGACGUCUUCCGUACGUCGGACAACGCCUCGCCGGAGUACUACGGUAGCGACGGCAGCAAGUCCGGCGAUGAGGAGGACAAGCGCAAGCAGUUCAAGCGGCCGCCCGGCCGACCCAAGGGUAGCGGCCGCAAGGUGUGCAAGCGCCCGCGCAGCGUCUCCGUGCCCGAGUUCCUCAGGAACCUGCUGCUCGACCCCAAGUACUGCCCCUCCAUCAUCAAGUGGGAGGACCACUCACAAGGAAAAUUCAGGUUCGUGAAGCCGGACGAGGUGGCCAAGCUGUGGGGCACAAUGAAACAGAACGACAACAUGACGUUCGAGAAGUUCAGCCGCGCCAUGCGCUACCACUACCGACAGGCGGUGCUCGUAUCCGUGCCCACCGCGAGACUCGUCUACCAGUUCGGUCACAAGGGGCCCGACUUCAACACGGACAACCCCAACUUCAUCAAAGUCAAGUCGGAGUUCGACGUCCACGAUAUCUCACAUCAUUAGUCUGUGUUGUGAAUUUUAGCUUAAAUAAAAUGUCUGAUGAUGCUCAGUGGGAACGAAGGUGAAGCUGAUGAUGUAGGAGUGUCUCUGAGGAGAUGCGUGGAGUGACAAGUAUUGUUAUAGCUCAAUUACCUAGCAACGAUGUUUUCAAUUUAAACAUGUGCAUGUAUUGCAUAUUGAUGGACGUAUGUAGAUGUAUCGCUCAAGUAAUUGGGUAUUGGAUUGCAGUAAGGCUAUAUGUAUGGAAAUGUUUAAGGAUUCGAUGUUGUAUGUUGACAAACUCGACGUGCGGUUCGCUGGGGUUGCAUUGGUUGUGUGCGGGGAGGAGGGGGAGGGUCAAUUAUCCGCCGAAGUGUCCAUAUUAUUUUUUUAAAUGAUUUUUAUUGUAUUUAUCCGAUGGCUUUAUGAAGUCGCGUCGUCGAGGUGUUUCGAACUUUUAAAGGUUGUUUAGAUCUUACAAAUUUUGAUAUAAUAUUUUUGAUGUUUCAUUGUUGUUACCAUUAGUGAUAAGUGUCGUAUCGUAUGAGUACAUACGCGUCGGGACGUGUGCUCGAAUAAACUUACACAUUCCGGUAGAGGUUAAGUAAUCCCUAGGCUAGGCUAGGCUAGGCUAGGUUAGCUCCAGUUGCCAUAAUUAUUGUUCGUUUAUAAUUUAUAUUGUACUUAAUUUGGAAUUUAUGUUUAUAAUUUCCAUGAAAGUUGUGUGAUUGAUAUAUGAUCAUGAUACAUAAUAUACUAUUAUAUAUUUUUAUAUAGUUAUAAAUGAAAUACUUUGUCACAGUUAAAUUAAUUGUUAGUUGUAAGAUGUAAUGUUAUGUGAAGUUAUUGUUUGGCGCGAUGUGCAAUAAGUUAAAUGACAUGAGAAAAGAUCUGCAGGCCAAAGAUUAUGUUGUACAAGUCGGUUCACGUUAAAGUAAAUUAUGUUUGCGACAAUCUUAUUGUACCGAGUAAGUUUAGAAUUAAGUUUAUGACUCUCAGGCAUUUGCUGUGAUCUAAAAUAGUACAUAAACCAUUUUUAUUGAAUUAUUCUUCGUAUUUGUGCUUUUUUUUAAAUUCAUCGGGUGCAAGAUGACGCAGGUGGAUAGUGUUCCAUAUACCUACAUAAAUAUAAAACAUUAGAACACACACACACACACACACAGAUGAAAUCAAUGUUUACAAGCUGUGCUAUAAUUUGCUAUAAAAUGACGUAUAGUUAUUAGUUCAAAUUUAUUUCAGUACACGAAAGUAUGACGAUAGUUAGGUCCCGCUCCAAAAAAGUCAAUUGUAUACAGGAUUUGAAAAAAAAACACAAACAGUACAAAUUCUGUGUCUUAUAAAUAAUGUUAUAUGUUCAAUGUAAGACUCACGCUGCACGCCAUGUGCUAAACGUGUUUUGAUAAAGUUUUAUAUACCAUUGCUAUAUACAGGCAAAUCAAAAUGUUUAAUAUCUAGUCCAAAUAACGAUAAUAUCACAAAAAUAUAUUUAUUAUUUAUACACGGCUUUAUUUUGGACUUAAUGAUUGUUUCAAAUAAAUAAAAUACAAAAAAAAUAAUAAUAAUAGAGUUAAUACGCUUUUACAGUAAUUCGAAGAACACGUAGAGCGGUGUGAUGCAUAAAAUGUGAAAUCAUUGUAUACAAAGGUUUAGCCACACACAGUACGUCACAGGGAUGCGAUGUGCAACACAAUUGUGUUCAUAUAAAAGCCCAGUUUAUUCACCCAGUGACACAACUUACCGUGAUUCAUGACUUUCCAACUACACCGUAUCGUGUGCUGACUACGAGCUGCCACUGACUGACUGACUGACAAACAUUCAUCUAUUGUUUUAUUUCCAAACUACGAGAAUGAGCGCUCGGACUUAGCCCAUGAAUUACAUGUAUGUAUUUGUAAAACAAAACGUAACUGAUAUACGUAAAACUAAGGCAUGAUGUAAAAUUAACAUUUAUGGAGUGGUUAAUGGAGAAAUUCAUUAAACUUGUUAAUUAAAUAAGAGUUCUGCUACAAAGAGAUUAUUGUAGAUCCAUUUUUGAAAGUUGUGUUAAUCAUAGAAAAGAUAUGUUGCAUAAUAUAUUUACAUUUUAUUUGUUCUACAAUUUUACAAUAUUCUUUUAAAGAUAUUAUAGAUAAUAUUAAUAUGUAAGUUCACGUAAAGUCUGUUUCGUUUCCAGUAUAUUAUAUUUGUUUAGUUUAGUUUAUUUGUUUACUUUUAGUCCUGGAUAUGUCCUGGUGUUAUAGUUGUUUGUGCAUAGUGUAAGUGAGCCAGACGCCGACCAAUGUGCAAUCGAACAGAGUUUUAUGUUUACUGAUUGUUUCAUGUUGUUGAUGACGAAUACACGAAUUAUGAAUGUCA
Molecule: messenger RNA, 3540 nt
Organism: Papilio xuthus (Asian swallowtail)
Lineage: Eukaryota; Metazoa; Arthropoda; Insecta; Lepidoptera; Papilionidae
Gene: Ets
Product: transcription factor Ets
Exons: 2
Coding region: 55-1212 (385 amino acids)
Biological process (GO): cell differentiation; regulation of transcription by RNA polymerase II
Cellular component (GO): nucleus
Molecular function (GO): DNA-binding transcription factor activity, RNA polymerase II-specific; sequence-specific DNA binding
Source: RefSeq, a predicted model, not a curated record